Messenger RNA from Pyricularia pennisetigena, 2952 nucleotides. RefSeq lists its product as uncharacterized. Gene Ontology annotation, cellular component: nuclear inner membrane; chromosome, centromeric core domain; mitotic spindle pole body. Gene Ontology annotation, biological process: nuclear inner membrane organization; protein dephosphorylation. The coding region runs from base 1 to 2952 and encodes 983 amino acids. The record is from RefSeq and is a predicted model, not a curated record. Lineage: Eukaryota; Fungi; Ascomycota; Sordariomycetes; Magnaporthales; Pyriculariaceae. The transcript has 6 exons. Gene Ontology annotation, molecular function: phosphatase activity.
AUGCCGCGCCUCAGGUCAAAGGCUUACCUGACGUGCUUUUAUUGCGGCCGGAAGACCUCAACGCGCAACGAUGGUAGCGUCCGCCGCUUCGAGUGUCCUUCCUGCGAGGCAACGAACUACCUAGACGAGAAAGGAGAGAUUACCGAUCCUCCACUCGAGGCAACUGCGCCAUCAGGAGGGACCGAUGAGAAGCCUCCAACAAUGGGAGAAUUAUUGGCAUCACAGCCCGAUAACGAUGUCUUCUGUGCCGAUUGCCUGAAAAACCAACGGCUAUUUACGGCCUCUUUGGCGCAAUAUCUACCCGGAGAUCCCGAUGACCCCGAAUAUGAGGCCCGCGAGCGCGACUUCUACAAAUUCCGCAACAACCUCGAGAGGCAAUACCCCCAGACCUGCUCCAAAUGUGAACCGAAGGUCCUCGAACGAAUAGCACAGGCCGGCUAUACGGCCAAGACGGAUCAUUUGCGGCGGAUGAUUGAUCGGAGCCUGAAGGCUCGGACUGCAGAGCAAGCAAGCGCCAGGGGUCCUCUGGGCGUGCUCGCUGUAGCGGGACGAUACCUGUGGCUCGCUGGGUUUAUCUUGCAAGGAUUGUGGCACUUGCAAAUGAUGCAAGAACUUGUCACGACGGCAGACUUCCCUGGGCUGCAUACUUUUGGAAUUAGACAACUCCUAGGGGUCUUAGCAUGGUUGAUCUCCGUGCUGCCGGACCCAGAAAGGCUCAUGAAAUGGAGCAUUAUGGGCACUGCAGUCAGUCUCUGGUGGAAUCCCUUCUUCGUCAAGACUGUCCGUGGCUUCACGAAACACUUGCUAGGCAUCGGGACAUGGUAUACCUAUCAAGCGGUUAUCAUGUUCUUUCGUGUUCUGGCACCUGGUAUACCCAAAAUCUCACGGGAGCAUGGCUCCACCGUAUCAGCGCAGCUCACGAUGCACUCUCUGACAUGCAUUUUCAUGUUCUAUACCGCGAAACUUGCGUUAGGCUCAAUUCGGGUUGAUACAACGCCACUUUUCGGUAGCAAAAGCUUGUCAACACCGAAAUUACCGGAAUCUGCUUCGCCACCCUCUCAAAGGAAGCCAUCAGGUAAUAGCAUGUUUGAUACGUUGGACGAGGUACUGGUAUCGCCAAUUCCGGCGCGCGAGAGCGAUAGCGAGACUGAGUCUCAAAGCCUGGCCCCCAAAAUUCGGCCCAGGUAUACAGAAGGACCGCUUCGAGGUCAGCAAAUUUCACCACGCGGUGGCUUGUUUGCCCCUGAAAACGCCCGCGGGUCAACCUUCGGCCGGCAGGAUGACGUACCGCAGCACACAGAAUACGCAUCAGAGAUGGACUGGCAACCCACCGAAUCACCACCUCGUGCAUUCAAUCCCUUCAGCGCCCCUGAACAACCUUUGCGCAGUUUUAAUGACGCGCCCGUCAACGAUAAGCACGGUCCAUUUUGGUUCAAAGUGCCUCCUGCGCCAGCCACCAGCAUGGCCCACAGAGGUUUGAAACCUUCUACGGCUUCCAGUACCGCGCUGCUGCAGAACCAACCAGAACCAGUACAGCAACGCCGAUUCUUUGCCUCAAGAGAGGAGGCAAAGAAGGAACAAGAGGCUCGUGAAGAAAGGAAGAGGAAAGAGGCGGAAAGAACAAAAUAUAUCAAAAGUCCGUCAUUCAGAUACAGGGCGAAUGAUCCACGUGAUCCGCUGUCUGACAUGUUUGAAGACACCUUCAAGAUCAGCCCUAGCCGCGCAGCACCAGCGGAACGGGCUGAACAGAAGAUGGAGAGUCCCAAGCAAGACAUCGUCGCACGGCAGAUGACGGCAUCGGACUUUUCUGUCCUGAUGCUGUCUGCUUUGCUCUUGAUCCCUGGCUACGAGAUGUUUGUUCCAACGGAGUAUGGAGUGCAUAUGGCUUUGAGUGUAUGUUGCACAAGUCUUAUCAUCUGGGUUCGAGUCAACCUCGCAACAUUUAAGACGCUGCAAGUGCAGGUCUCUGUGAUGAACAGCGACUGUAACUCGCAAGAUAUCCAGAUGGAGCGAACUAUGAUUUCAAGACGAAGUGCUCGAUCAUCUAUCGAACCCGGCGAGGAGGCAAAGCCGGACUUUGAGUCCCAGACUCAAUCCAAAAGGAAUUCAAUUAUGGAAAUAGAAUCCACGCAAGAGGCUGAGGACUGCAUCGGAUCUACAACAAGCAUUCAGAGUGGCUGUAAGCUGCAAAAGUCGCUUUCUAUGCCGGCUCUUUACGCCUCCCCCUAUGUUUGGCUUGACCCCAUGGAGCCGAGCUCCUGGGGCAAGGACGGUUACCUCAAAGUCAUGACUGGAACCGGCACCGCAUUGAAGGGGACGGAAUUUUUACAGCAGCUUGAGGCCGGGUUACCCGGCGAUUCCCAAAAGACGUCAAGGCCUGUGAAUUUUGGCAUGAUAGUCCCAGGCGUCUAUCGGUCUGGUUAUCCCCAGCAGGAGCACCAUGCAUUUAUGAAGGACCUAAAGCUCAAGACUGUCGUAACUCUGGUCGAGAAGGAACCGCCGGAAGGCUUCAAGCCAUUUCUUACAAGCAACAACAUUAAACACCAUGUCAUUGCCAUGAAGGGCACCAAGAAGGAAUCAAUUUCAUUGGGAACUAUGCAGAGCAUUCUAAAUGUCGUGCUCAACCCCAAGAAUCAUCCUCUGCUGGUUCAUUGCAACCACGGCAAACACCGCACUGGAUGUGUUGCAGGCGUGGUCCGCAAAGUCACUGGGUGGGAAACGGACGCCAUCAUUGACGAAUAUCGCAAGUUUGCCGAUCCCAAGGAACGUGAAUGUGAUAUCGACUACAUCACCAUGUUCGAUAUUGCCGACGCCAAAAUUUCCAGCAUAUUUGCUCGAAAACCUCUCUACACACAGUUUGGCCCAAUUGGCAUUGCCAUGUUGACUAUACUAGUCGUUGCUCUCUUUACUCUCACCAUGAUCAAAGAGGACGUUGCCACCGAUUGGUCGUAG